UGCCCCUGUUCCCCACGGCCUUUUCCAAGCCCAGCUCAUCCCUGAAACGGGACAGUUGCAGGGAUCAGUGUCCAUCCCUAAAGCAGGGGGUGCAGCUUGGCCACGCCCCCAUCCCUGCAACUUGACCCGGGCUGCGACCCCCAGCUCUGACGUCUCGGAAAAUUCCCCCCUCCCCUACUCAGGCCCCCCGGGAAGGGUGCAAGAGCAAGCAGAACAAGCAUCCAUGGACCUGUGGAGCUGGGAUGAAGCAUCGCUGCAGGAAGUGCCUCCUGGGGACAAGCUGACAGGACUAGAAGGAGCGGAAUUUGGUUUCUAUUUCCCUGAAGUGGCACUGCAAGGGGACACAGCGAUCUCACCGAUGACAGUAGACAGCUGCUGGAAAGGGUUCCCCGAGCUGGACUGGAGCCCCGCUCUACCGCAGGAGGAAGUACCUUGGGAGGCGGAGCCGGCUGCUCACCCCCUUCCGUGGUCGCGAGACUGGGCCGACCUGGGCUGCUACACCUCGGACCCGUGGAGCCGCCGCGCUUCGCAGACGCCCGGCCCCGCCCCUCCGGGCCCCGCCCCCUUCGCUGGCUUUGACGGGGCGACCGGCCCACCGCACCCUGACCCCUCCUGGUCGCACCCUGCGGCCGCCUGGAGCGCCGCCAGCUGGGACUGUUCCGUGGGCACCAGUGGCGCCACCUCUUGGGACAAUGGCCUGGGCGGGGAGGCGCGUGCGGACUGUAGGGCGUCGUGGGGCGGGUCCGCGGGUUCGGACCACACCGCCUCGUGGGGCGCUGAGCUGCUGCUGGACUGCAGCGUCCCUCGCGAGGCGUACCCAGGUCCCGCGGUCUCCGCGUCCUCCACCAAAUCCAGCCAGCAGCCUGAUCGCGCCAGCGUGGCUCGCUACCCCAAAAGUAACCACCGAGGUCCCAUCCAGCUGUGGCAGUUCCUCCUGGAGCUGCUCCACGACGGGGCGCGCAGCAGCUGCAUCCGCUGGACGGGCAACAGCCGCGAGUUCCAGCUGUGCGACCCCAAGGAGGUGGCCAGGCUGUGGGGCGAGCGCAAGAGGAAGCCAGGAAUGAAUUACGAGAAGCUGAGCCGAGGUCUGCGCUACUAUUACCGCCGCGACAUCGUGCUCAAGAGCGGUGGGCGCAAGUACACGUACCGCUUUGGGGGACGUGUGCCGGUCCUUCCCUGUCGGGAUAGCACGGGGCCCCUGCCGGGGGCAGAAAGUCAAUAAAAACACCCCGUCAAACCUG
Mesocricetus auratus (golden hamster) is the source of this 1241-nucleotide messenger RNA. It is a transcript of the gene Etv2, whose product is annotated as ETS variant transcription factor 2. Gene Ontology annotation, biological process: regulation of transcription by RNA polymerase II; cell differentiation. The transcript has 7 exons. Lineage: Eukaryota; Metazoa; Chordata; Mammalia; Rodentia; Cricetidae. Gene Ontology annotation, molecular function: DNA-binding transcription factor activity, RNA polymerase II-specific; sequence-specific DNA binding. The record is from RefSeq and is a predicted model, not a curated record. Bases 224 to 1222 code for a protein of 332 amino acids. Gene Ontology annotation, cellular component: nucleus.